CCACUCGAUCCAUUUACACUCUACCCAUAUCAAAUGAGCUUGUUCCUCUCUCCGUCACCGAGUUGCUUAUUCUCUCCAUCACACCAGCUUCGUCCGCCGCUGACGUCACAGAUCUCUCUCCGUCGUACCUUGCGUCGCACGGGCUCCCUCCGCCGCCGCAUCCAACCCUAACCCCAGAGCUUCGUCGCGCCUCCAACCCUAAUUCCAGAACUUUGUCGCGCUUCCAACCCCUGCUUCGCCGCUCCCUCCAUCGACGCUCCCUCCGUCUCAAAGCCUCUGUCGUGCUCACUCUCUCGUAAGCCUUCAAACGUCGCUCCUUCCUCCAUGGCUGAAACCCGUAACGCUAUGUUUUUCCUCCUGCGUCGCCGGUCUCUGUCUCCUCCUGCGUGUGGCUGUGCUGAAGCUCCAUGGGAAGGAUAUAUAAUGGAUUCCAUGGGUGAAGCUUAACCACAGCUACAGAAGUACCGCGAGACUCGACUGAAGCAGUACAAGAACUACGAGAACCUCUCGUUCUCGUGAGGAUCUCGACAAGGAGUGUUUGGAAGUGCAGAAGGAGAAGGCCUUCUGUAUUGGCACCACUUGGGCUGAAGCAUGGAGGGUUUGCGGCAAAUAUGGUGUCAACAGCACAGCUCUCUUUCUCAACUUCUUUUCCUCCGAGCAAUUUCUUCCAAGAUUUUUGUCAAAGGUACAUAGCUACACACAGCCUUUUUGUUUUCCUGGGACUCUCCCUCUCUUGUGUAAUAUCAUUAUUACUAUUUGCAAACUGGAGUACCAAAAAUUUAGUUCGAUUUUUUCAAUAGUCUGCUAAUUUGAGCUGUUUUCUUGAUUUAUCUUAAAGUUCUAUUCAAGCAAUUGCUUUUACUAUGGAGAUUUGAAUAACUGCAGAGCACGGCUGCUAUUGGUUUUCUUAAGAAUAACAAAUUUAGUAUUAAUUAAUAAAUUACUACUUAAGAAUAAUGAUCUAAAUACAUAUAUAUUUAAAUUAAAUUAUCCAUAUAAAGUAAAUUAAAAGUAGAGAAUUUUGUUUUCUUGUUUUGUGAAAAAAUAAUUUCUCUGAGAAUCAAUAGAUGAGGGCUUACAUGACCUUACCAUUACAUAGGGUACACGCAUUAAAUAAGGUGACCCAUCUUAGGACACCUUUUCAGAAUUUCACCCUUCUAUACUGCCACAUGCACAUAUAUCCUCCUCUCUCUCUCUCUCUACUAUUCUAGGGUGAGUACCAUUCAUUUACCAUACUAUUCAUUUAUCAUCAUAAUAAGGUUAGUGGGAGUGGCAAUAAUAGAAGAAGGUAGUAGUGAGAAUAUAUAUAUAUAUAUUGGUUUGUUGUUGUGUGCAGCAGUCUCUUUCAAUUGAAUUGUGCCCCUUCCUUAGAAGAUGGGAAUGAAUGGAUCCUCAUGUUGGCACAAAUAUAGACAAACCACCUUCAUCAGCAUCUUCAUUCUCUUUGCAGCUUCUUCUACUUCCUUAUUCAUGGCUCAAGGAAGAGCAAUGUCCAAUGUAAUUGAAGUUUCCCAGAAUAAGGUAAGAGUGAUAGGGUCAAGGCCACCAAGGUGUGAAAGUAGAUGCAGCAAUUGUAAAAGAAGAAAAUAAAUGUUCGUAUUAUUUGGCUCUAUGUAGUAUGGAUUGUGUUGCACUGUUGCUAGGCUGCUAGCCAUGCUUUAUAGUCGUUUAAAAGUGGAAGAAUAUAUUCUAAAAAGUGGAAAUCCUUAUUAGCGUAUGUGAUUUAUUUAUUUAUUACUGUUGUAGAAGUGUUUGAUUUGCCUUUGCCCCGAAAUUUAAAUUCUCUUGUUUUGUUGUUGCCCGUGAGAUGAACUGAAUGAAAAUCUUGGUGCAGGUUUAACAUUUUCUACCACGAAAGAGAAAUUAGCUGAAGCCUUUUUAGAAAUUAGCUGAAGUCGUGGAAUAACUAAGAAAACAGGGUUAAUGUAUUUGAUGGUUGCAGCACAAGCAUUGCCUGCACCAGAAGUUAUCAGUGACAUUCUGAAUGGAAACUGGGACCAUGAGAGGACUGAGUUCUCUUUACCACCUUUGAUGACUCUGUUACCAGGAGAACCAGGAACUGGUGGUUCAUCUACGCCAUCAAUGGUUGGUGCUGUAAAAAAAUGGCAAAAGUCUGACCCUCAGAAAUCCUUGGACACAUGGAGAAGAUUGUCAGAGGCGAAUUCGCAGUUAGAAAUUCAACUGAACUUUUUGAGUAAAUUAGCAAAGGAACAAUGGGAUGCAUAUAAAUCUGUGAUUGAUAGCUGUAGCAAGCUCAGAUCAGAAAAGUGGAUAGAGCAAGCUUCUGAACCCAACAAGGAAGCAGUUAUUAAAGCAUUGCUAGGUGCAAAAGAAGCUAUGCUUGGGAUUAGAUAUCAUAUGCGCCUAAUGGGUGAGGCUGCAGGUGUUCCUAUUAAACCAGAAUCACAAACAAAACUUUUAGAUGCUACACUGAACUUGGAAGGAGUGUUGUUGGCUGGAGUUCCAGGAGCAGGAGGAUUUGAUGCUGUUUUUGCUGUUACUUUGGGAGAUUCAAGCAGCAAUGUGACAAAAACAUGGAGCUCACUCAAUGUUCUUGCCCUUCUGGUUAAAGAAGAUCCUUGUGGCGUUUCUUUAGAAAGUGCUGACCCUAGAACAAAUGAAAUCACUUCAGCUGUAUCUUAAAUUCAUAUUGAAUAAUUUAUUGUAAAUAUUGUUUAUUUUUAAUACGAUGAAUUUGUUUAUUUUGUAAAA
Molecule: messenger RNA, 2712 nt
Organism: Arachis ipaensis
Lineage: Eukaryota; Viridiplantae; Streptophyta; Magnoliopsida; Fabales; Fabaceae
Source: RefSeq, a predicted model, not a curated record